UUUCCGGAGGUGCAGUGGGGACGCAGGCCCCACCGAUUCAACAGAGCUGCACAGAGAGGCACUUCCAAAUAAUAAAGCCCUGUUUGGAUGGUAUUUUCAUGGAGUACUACCGCUAAAACAUAUGGAGAGUCAAGAGGAAAAGCCAGUCAUCUAUACAAUGGAAAACAAGCCGAUUGUAACAUGUGCUGGUGAUCAGGGCUUGUUCACGUCACUUUACACCUCAUUGGCUCAGCAGCUUCCCAGGGAGCCAAUGGAGUGGAGGAGGACUUAUGGCCGUGCACCAAAAAUGAUCCACCUUGAAGCUAAUUUUGUCCAGUUUAAAGAGGAUCUUCUCCCAAAGGAGGGCAACAAGGCUCUUCUCACAUUCCCCUUCCUCCACAUCUACUGGACCGAUUGCUGUGACACAGAAACGUAUAAGGGCUCAGUGAGGGAGGACAUGAUGCGCUGGCAGAACACCUUGCGGAGUCACAGCUCAGCGGACUGGGUCAUCAUUGUCGUCGAAACCAACGACACCAAGAAGAAGAACAAGACCAACAUCCUGCCUCGUUCGUCCAUCGUGGACAAGAUCCGCAGCGACUUUUGCAACAAGCAGAACGACAGGUGCGUGGUUCUGUCAGACCCGCUGAAGGACUCGUCCCGGUCCCUGGAAUCUUGGAAUUCGCUGCUGCUGAAGCUGCGCACUCUCCUCCUCAUGUCGUUCACCAAAAACCUUGGGCGCUUUGAAGACGACAUGCGUACUCUCCGAGAGAAACGCACUCAGCCUGGCUGGAGCUUCUGUGAAUAUUUCAUGGUUCAGGAGGAGCUGGCCUUUGUUUUUGAGAUGCUGCAGCAGUUUGAAGAUGCCUUGGUCCAGUAUGAUGAACUAGAUGCUCUUUUUACUCAGUAUGUCCUGAACUUUGGUGCAGGAGAUACAGCUAACUGGCUCGGCUCGUUCUGCGCCCCGGUGCAUAACUGGAGUGGCUUGCUGCUUCGGCGGCCCAUCGACAUGGAAAAGAGGGACAGCAUCCAGCAUGGAGAAGCCAGCCUUUUAGACCUGAGGAGCUACCUGUUCUCUCGCCAAUGUACUUUACUCAUCUUCCUGCAGAGACCCUGGGAGGUCACUCAGAGAGCCUUAGAGCUGCUCCACAACUGUGUACAGGAGCUACGCCUGCUGGAGGUCUCUGUGAUUGACGGUGCGCUGGACUGUUGGGUGUUUCUCAGCUGUUUGGAGGUCCUGCACAGGAUCGAGGGCUGCUGCGAUCAGGCAGAGUUGGCAGCAAACUGCUCUCAUACUGUCGGACUCUGGGCCUAUGCUACAGACAAGCUGAAGAGUUUGGGUGAACACUGCGGCCUGGUGUCAAAGACCGGGCCGACAUCUGAGGACCUGAACCGGACUGUGGAUCUGCUGGCAGGACUCGGGGAUGAGAGGCCAGAAACCGUCAGCAGUUUGCAGAGUCCUUACAAAAAGCUGAAAGAAGCCCUGUCAUCUGUAGAAGCUUUCGAAAGGCACUAUCUUGAACUUUCUCAUGCUGCUAUGGAAAUGUACCGAGCCAUCGGCCGGCUGAGGUCCGGGAGGCUUGUGGGGAAAAGCCUUGCCGAGUUCUACAUGAGGAAGGGGGACCCUGAGCAGGCAGAAACCUUCUUGCAGGAGGCUUUGAAGUCAUACGUAUCGGAGGGGUGGAGCCUUCCUGUGACGCACACCAGGAGGCAGAUUGCUGAGUGUCAGAAACUGCUGGGCAGAACUGAAGACUACUUGCAAACCAGUGCCUUGUUGGCCAGUGAUGUCAAUCUCUCCACAGAGGAGAGGAAGCACUUUUGUCAGGAAAUUCUCUCUUUUGCUGGCAGGUCCGGAAACCACUCUCACAAAGUGACUCUCAGCAUGAAUGUUUUCGCUCAGCUAACACGACUCCAGUUCCACCCCUCGACUGCUUCAGUGCACUCCGGAGCCGUGCUGCAGGUGGAGCUCACUCUCAGGUGUUUGAUGCCUGUUUCAGUGUGUAUUCAGGAGCUAGCUGCUAGCAUUCACUUUGACAUUGACCACGGAGGGACUCAUGGGAGGUCCAAGGGCACACUGAGGCAAACAAACCAAGGGACAGUAGAGUUUGAACAGGGCAACUCAUCAGCAGGCCCUCCCUCCUCCACAGCCGCUGGUCCCACGCUAGAAAUGGACGAGAUUCAGGAUAGGAGUCCCUCGGAUAAUUCCCUCAACUCCGUUGGAGUUGUGUGUAAAAACGCUCACCUGGUCAUGCGUCGGCGUGAAAACGAUUCCCCACCGGACAUGCCCAACUGUGUCAGCCCACCUACUGCUGCCAUGAAGGAAGGAGGACAGAUGCUGAAGGUGCAAAAUGUCACGUUGGAGCCUGGAAACAACAGCAUCACCUUUACAGCACCCAGUGGACAGCCUGGUAACUACACAUUACGGCAGCUGUGUGCCACAGUUGGUGAAGUCCAGUUCGUCCUGUCUCAUAUCUACCCAUCGGUCCGAUAUGAAGUAUACUCUCAGGAGCCCCAACUCACCGUGGAGCCACUUUCAGAACCUCUUCUGGCGGGUAUGCCUCAGUUGGUAAAGUUUACUCUGCUGACGGGUCACUACACUGUGAAGAAAGGAGAUGCUCUGCAGCUCAGCAACACAGAAACCAUGCCCAUCCUACCCUCCUCCAGCUGCAUGGCCCGCAUCAGCAGCCCUGAUGCUGAGCUGGUGGGGGAAAGCGCCCUGUCCAUCCAGUCAUCUGACAAGGUGACCAGCAUCAGCAUACCUCCCACCCCUCCCUACCAUGUUCUAGAGUUCCACCUCGAGGUUUUGUGCAUCAUCCCGUCCGGGUCUGACCGGCCAACCAACGAGAGGCUGACCAACGGGGAGGUGCGCCACCGACCUCGCAGAUACAGCCAUCCUGACACACCCAUGACCGCCAUUGACCAAAGGAUGUCUAUUGACUGUCCUUGGUCGAUAUACUCUACUCUGCUUGCCCUUACCUUCUACAUCCCCUUCAAGACCAAACACUCACUGCUUUCUGCUGGUAACAGAAAGUACAUCCAGGUGUGUGUGCAGAACAUGUCAGACAUGAACUUCACACUGGCAGAGGUGAAGCUGACAGAGAAGCAACACUUAUCUCUGGAGCUGCAGUCCUUUAACACUAAAACUAAUCAGCUUCUGUGCAGUAAGCACAGCGUGUUCUGCUUGUGGGAGGUGAGGUGGAAGGACGACCUGCCCUCCUGUCUACAAUGUGUUUUCUCUGCCAACUUCUGUCCACUUAACCAAGACAGCUCUGCAUUCAAACCGUUCCACUACCAGUUUCAGCUCGAGGGAGUCACUACAUUGUACAACGUGAGAGCGGAGAUCUUCCCCCCUGCAGGCGAGCAGCACUGCCGCUCCGGUUUGGUCUGUGGACUCGAGGUGUGUAUAACUCGACUGACCGAGCCCUCAGAGGGAGAGAUAGCUGAAGACAGCAAGACUGACACGGAUGGACUCAAAACCACCAAGCUUAUGUAUGAAGUGGCCGACAGCAGCAGCAACUGGGCGGUUUGUGGGAAGAGUUCAGGAAUGGUGUUGAUGCCUCUGAAGGCCAACGCCACGCACAAGGUGCAGAUCGAAGUGAUGCCUCUGUUCGCAGGUCACCUGCCCUUCCCCAAAAUCAAGGUCCUCAAGUACCUUCCUCACAACGCUGCAGCGGCCAUUCAGCCAGACCCCGACAGCUGCGUAGAGAACGACAGCCUGUCCCUGCUGGACAAAACGCUGGACGACCAGGGGGACACGGCGAGCAUCCGCAGCCGGGGCAGCGUUCACUCGGUGGGUAGCAGUGACCAGCAGCAGAGGGGCGUGGCAAUGCCACGUCUCGAGCCCUUCAGCCUGGGACAGGUGUUCAACAACAGCCACUCGCAGCAGGUCCUGGUGCUGCCCACUGCCGACGACCACAUCAUGGAGGUCAACGCCACAUGACCCUGGGUGUGAGGCAACCCCCAGACCCUGUUUGUGGGACUCCUCCCAGUCUCUCUGGAUGAACUUCUUUGAGCUCCGGAGCUUUUCCGGGCCGGGUCUGUGUCAAAGACUGCUGCAGGUCGCCGACAUGGACUCACCCGUCUACGCAUGAACUGUUCAAUUCACUGGAAACAUGAUGGACUACACAGUGAAGAGCCAACAUCUGCUGAUAAAUUGAAAUAAAAACAUGUUCCUUGCCACACUUUGUACAUAUCUCAUUGAAUGGAUUUAUAGACAUAAAUAUAUAAAUAUAUAUAUGAAAUGAAGAAUCAAAUCUGCGCCUGUCGUGCUAUUUUGAACUGAAGAAAAACACUCCUGAUUGUCUCAUGUUGCACCAAAGCUCUCGAUGUUGUACGCCAUGAUCUGCUACUGAAGUACUGUAACUCUGAGUGGGUGUGGCCUGCUGUGAGUUCUGGACCUCGUUUGGCUUUACAUAUUUGAGAUAUUUGCCUCAAUAGCUGCAAUGAAGCAAAAACAUUUCUUUAGAAAUGUUUUUAUCACCAUCACAGACUCUCCUGCUCUGCUACUCUCAGAUAUCCCGUCGUCAUGUACCUUAAAACAGGAGAAUAAGUUUAGGAUUAGACUCCAGAGCUGUGAAUAUGAGCAGUAAAGAGAUGGUGCCUCAUAUCAAAUGUUAAACAAACCCAUACUGGAAGUUAGAAUUAGAUCCACUUUGAAUAACCACUGCUGUAUUUCUAGCUAAUGUUAACCUUGCUGGAUAGACUUAAGAGUGAGUAAAAGAAUAAUCAUCAAAUAUUUAACGGUAAAAUGUGAGACCAAAAGCACAAGCUCAGUUUAAAAAAGUAAAAUCAGAAGAAAAAGUGAUUUGCAGUUUAUAAUUUAAAGGUUGAAAGGUCUGUCAUGGACACCUCUUUAAAUUUCCCUUAAAAAACUUGGCAACUAACUUUUUUUUUUUAUUUUUUUAUCCAAAUUUCUUCUACCAAAACUCUGGAAUUGAAACCCAGUGAGAAAUGAAGUCGUUCAGACGGCGGUGUAUGUUUUUUUUUUCUGCUUUGCUGUGGUUCUGUGUUUCUGUAUGGGUGUGUGUGAUCAGGGCUGACCUCUACAGCCAGGAUCAGCCAGUGGAUGGUAACCGUCUGUAGGUUGCUUAUACGCGGUGCAUAUUUAUUUGGUAUGUGCACACGCGUGUCGCUGAACCUGUGUCUGAGCUAUGCACACAUGCUGUUGAUCUGGAAUGAUUGAAUGAAAGAAAUAAGGAACUCUCCGCUUUAAUCGUGUUGUUUUUGAAAGGGUGAAUGUCUGCAACGUCUGCCCCGCCCCUCGACCUUCUGCUGUAUUCUGACCUCUGUACAUACAGAUCUGUAAAUAAUGAUUGAAAUUAAAAAAUAUAUAUAUCUUUGA
This is a messenger RNA of Girardinichthys multiradiatus, 5317 nucleotides long. It is a transcript of the gene trappc10, whose product is annotated as trafficking protein particle complex subunit 10. Bases 122 to 3916 code for a protein of 1264 amino acids. The record is from RefSeq and is a predicted model, not a curated record. Lineage: Eukaryota; Metazoa; Chordata; Actinopteri; Cyprinodontiformes; Goodeidae. Gene Ontology annotation, biological process: early endosome to Golgi transport; intra-Golgi vesicle-mediated transport. Gene Ontology annotation, cellular component: TRAPPII protein complex. Gene Ontology annotation, molecular function: protein binding. The transcript has 23 exons.